Messenger RNA from Gadus chalcogrammus (walleye pollock), 6701 nucleotides. Its product is annotated as uridine-cytidine kinase-like 1. Gene Ontology annotation, cellular component: cytoplasm. The record is from RefSeq and is a predicted model, not a curated record. Gene Ontology annotation, molecular function: kinase activity; ATP binding. Bases 3198 to 4769 code for a protein of 523 amino acids. Lineage: Eukaryota; Metazoa; Chordata; Actinopteri; Gadiformes; Gadidae. The transcript has 15 exons.
ACGUUUUACCAAUGUAGCUACAUCCAGCCAGGGGACUGUUGGUUUUAUUUUUAUUUUCACAUUUUCCCGCAGAGACAUUAUUCAUAGAACCACGACCUCCCAAUGUGCUACCAAGUCAGCCAAAUAGCAUCGUGUAGUGCUUGUAAUGGAAGGCAUGACGUUAACAUGUAGACAAUACUAUACAUGGUCCAUGAAUAUCUACUGAUUAGUUGACAUUGGAGAUUACUACACGUGGCGUACAGUCUUUCUGGCUUUGUUAUUACAAUAUUUAAUGGGGAAUACACAUUCGGCAUGUGGUUUUAGUGUUGUACUGUAGGCCUGUAUCUAGUUUCGUUUCCUGUCACACAUUCCCCGGAAACAAUCCAAUAAUUAUGUGUUAGACGCAGUAGCUGGGCAUUGUUGGGGCAUUUGUAAGAUGAAUAACCAGUUAUUCCGCUUGUAGGAUAUGAAUACACCCCAUUUACUGCUCGAGACCUAAUGGCAUAAUAUAUAUUGCACUUAAAUUAAAGUCUAGUAAAUGUCAUCAUUAAUCCUAACGCGUGUCUGUAACAUCAAAGAUCAGUAAUGGUACGUAUUUAAGAGGUAAACUAACAGAAUUCCUCUAGCUGUCCGUGAUGCACUUUGUGCCACAAGAGGGUGUUACAACAUAGCUCUAUCAUGUACAUAAACCUGUAGUAUAAACUGUCAAUCUGUGUAGUUCAGAUGGCAUUACAACACAUCUUAAAUGGAGGACGCUAAAACAUACGUUUUGAAUACAUCAUUUUAAAUAAUAUUCUUGGCCCUCUGAAGUUCAGUUAGUUUAAGGGGUCUACCAUAUAAUUAAUAUAGCGUUGCACUAACCGCAGUACAUGUUCACUUAAAUAACUACACAUUUAGGAAGGUGAUUCCAAAUUCAACCAAGCCUAUACAUUGGGUUGCUCAUUUAUCUGCAUGAUACAAUAUGUAACACUUAUUUUUUUUCCACUUUAUCAGUUCAGCAUUGCAAUCCACCAUGGACUUCAAUCCAAGUUGUGUGUGACACUAUUUGCCUAAAGAUGGUCUAAAGUAGUAUUGACCUUUUAAAUAGUUUACACAUUUAUCUUUUUCUCAGCAUGAUAGUCGAUUCAGCGCAAAGGAUCACUGCCUUCUAGGAAGUAGGUUGGUAGCACAUGGUUACUGCGUACUGAGGACAGAAAAUCAGCAAAUCUACAUGGCGCCUAGUACCCUUGUUGACAUGGUAGCUAAACUGUGGUCUUUAACAGGGGUUUGGUUUUAACUUAUUUGUUAAGAACUGAGGCUGGCGCUAAUCUUUUCGUCUGUACCGUUUAGCCUCUCGGGUGUGUGUGUGUGUGUGUGUGUGUGUAUGUAUAUGUGUGCGUGUGUCAGUUAAUAGAGAGGUUGAGGCAGUGUUCAGUUUCAUCAUGCUGUUUAUUUCCCCACUGCCCAGUAUGUGUUGAGCAAGGGCGGGGCAGAACUCUGCGUGUGUGUAGCCGUGUUUGUCUGCUUGUGGAUGUUUCCAGGCUGCUGUCAGGCACAUUGAGUCUCUACAGGGGAAUCGUGCCUUGCCUUUCCCUUUAGCAUUCCUUCUGUCUUCUACCUUGUAUUCCAUUUUUACUCAGAAUUUCCAAGAAGCCCUGGCCUUUUUGGCUUUCUUUCAAGCUGCAUAUUCUUACCUUUGGUCUGUAUGAGCUAUAUCAUAAGCUGUUUCAUGACCGCUGCCUCUGUUCUUUUUCAGCAAGAUAUUGUGACAGGGACUGUCACUGAUAGACGAGCCAUGCUUGGUGCUUUUCUGUGUGUUUAAGAGUGUGUGCGUGUGUUGAGGCCUGGACUGGGAAGGUCUAGCUCUAACCUGUUGCUAUUAAUAUCGCCUAACGAACAUAAUCUGGAGGAUAGGUUAUCCUCUUACAUUUGUUGGCUAGUCUACCAGGGGGAGGGCUGGACAUGCAAAGAGGGCGAGCCCGUAGCAGUUUCGUUUCCAAACUUACUGGUCAGCGUUGAUAGUUCUUUAUCUCUCCCUCUCUCUCUCCCGCUCUCUCGCUCGUUGGUGCUUAAUUGACAGAAUAGAAACCAAAACAUAGUUGAGUUAUGUUUCUUCUCUCUCUCCUCCCCUCUUUCAAUGACUAAAUAGUUUUACUAGUCGAGUAGGGGUAGAACGUGCCUGAGUAUGUGUACAUGAUGUGUGCUUACUUGCAAUAAUAAUAGUUUAAAUAAAGUCUACAGUGGAAAGCCAGUUGUAUCAAGUUAUGAACAAUCUACUAGCCUAUUCAGGAGCUAGAAUAUCUGCCUGUUGGAACCUCGGGUAAGUGGCUUACAUUUUUGUAUGUUUGCACCAUCAUGUUUUCAUGAUCUUAUUAUUAUAUAUAUUUUUAUGUUAAGGCUCAAGUCCUCCUGUGUCUCUCGACUUUAAACAUGUGGUAAGACGGGAGUAGAAAGAACUACAUAGGCUUAUAAGAGAAUAGAUAAUUAGGUGGAUGAUAUACAGUAUCUGUUAGACAGUAUCUGUGCCUCAUCCAUUUUAUUGUGGUAAUGACCAUAGUUCCACCGCAUAGCGACAAUUUAGGUAGUGUUGUUCUCUUAUGUGUUGCUACUGAGCGUGGGUUUCCCACAGAGUGAACUCCUCUCUAUUCAAUUAUUAUUGUUAUAACUUACUCUAUACAAUAUCAUCUGAUGGACGGAGAUGGCAAAUGGUUUCCACAUACUUAAGAGGCUUUUCGUUUUCAUCCUUUUGUUUUGAACUGCCCUUCUGUAUUUUCUUUUGCAAAAAAAGUCCUUUCCCAGCUGGUUGGCUUUUUAGUAGUGCACCCAGUUCUGUCGCUGCCACCGUAGGACAAAGGCAUGGUUUAGCCAUGCUCACGUGCACAUUUGUGCUUAUCUUUUAACAUGGAUCGUCUCUGAUAACCCAGAGAGAGGAUACAGUGCAACACUGUACUCUAGCACUGUAUAAGAUCCUAUCAAUUCCAGCCCUUGCCAUAAAAGAUAAGAGUUCACGAGCGAGAGCUCCUAUCUAUCUAUCGCUCUCUUUCUCUUUGCUUUUUAUUUCACCUUCAAACCUGCCUUGGAACUCCACCUGUUGGGCUUGAUUGGCCAGUGAGACGAGGAAUCACCACACAGAGCUGUGACAGAGAUUCAAUAAGAGUUGCGGUUUAGGGUUCACUGUCGGGACACAUCGAGGGAGAGAAACAUAUGGUAUUCCACUCAUCCCGCUCCUACUCUUAAGAAUGGACCAGAUCACCCGCUUAAUGCACGGCGGUGGCGGCGAAGGCUCUGGUCUGGACCGGCUACUCCCCACGGUGAGCACCGGCCUGUCGCCGAGGAAGCGGACCACCAGCCAAUGCAAGUCGGAGCCCCCUCUCCUGCGCACCUCCAAGCGGACCAUAUACACCGCGGGCCGCCCGCCCUGGUACAACGAGCACGGUGCCCAGUCCAAGGAGGCCUUCGUCAUCGGCCUGUGUGGAGGAAGCGCAUCAGGGAAGACCACAGUGGCCAGGAAGAUUAUCGAGGCCCUUGAUGUCCCUUGGGUUGUCCUACUGUCCAUGGACUCCUUCUACAAGGUCCUGUCCAAAGAUGAGCAGAACCUGGCUGCCGAUAACAACUACAACUUUGAUCACCCAGACGCCUUUGACUUUGACCUGCUGACACACACGCUGCGCAAACUCAAACUGGGCAAGAGUGUGAAAAUCCCUGUGUACGACUUUACGACUCACGGGCGACAGAAGGAGUGGAAAACGGUGUAUGGCGCGAGCGUUGUCAUCUUCGAGGGGAUCAUGUCCUUUGCAGAUAAAGAACUGCUGCAGCUGCUGGACAUGAAGAUCUUUGUGGACACGGACUCGGACAUCCGCCUGGUGCGCCGGCUGCGGAGGGACAUCACGGAGCGGGGGCGGGACAUCGGGGGCGUCAUCAAGCAGUACAACAAGUAUGUGAAGCCCGCCUUCGACCAGUACAUCGAGCCCACCAUGCGGUUGGCAGACAUCGUCGUACCGCGAGGUGGUGGCAACAUGGUGGCCAUUGACUUGAUUGUGCAGCAUGUCCACAGCCAACUGGAAGAGAGGAAACUACGCUGGGAUAUGGCAGCUCUGGCCUCGGCCCACCAGGCCCAGCCCCUCCCGCAGACCCUCAGUGUCCUGGAGAGCACCCCCCAGGUCCGGGGGAUGCACACCAUCAUCAGAAACAAGGAGACGAGCCGUGACGAGUUCAUCUUCUACUCCAAGAGGUUGAUGCGGUUGCUGAUCGAGCGGGCGCUGUCCUUCCUCCCCUCUCAGUCCCACACCGUCCAGACGCCCCAGGGAGAGGACUACGAGGGCAGGUCCUUCGACGGAAAGAGGGUGACGGGUGUGUCCAUCCUGCGGGCCGGGGAGACCAUGGAGCCAGCCCUGAGGGCGGUCUGCAAGGACGUCCGCAUUGGCAAGAUCCUCAUCCAGACCAACCAGGACACGGGGGAGCCAGAGCUCCACUACCUGCGGCUGCCCAGGGAGAUUGGGGAGGACCACGUGAUCCUGAUGGACUGCACCGUCUCCACGGGCGCUGCCGCCAUGAUGGCCGUCAGAGUUCUGCUGGACCAUGACGUCCAGGAGGAUAAGAUCCUGCUGGUGUCCCUGCUCAUGGCGGAGAUGGGAGUCCACUCCGUGGCCUACGCCUUCCCCCAGGUCCAGAUCAUCACCACAGCGGUGGACAAGGAGGUCAACGAUCUGUUCCACAUCAUCCCCGGCAUCGGUAACUUUGGGGAUAGAUAUUUCGGUACCGACGCGCCCCCGGAUUGGAGCGACGACGAGAUGGAUGAGCCCAGUUACUGAUUGUCUGGCAGUGAGAGCACCGGCUGACUCACUGUCUGGAAUGGCACUGAGCGACUGUCUGCCAGUGAACUACUGUAACCUGCCCCGGUGAUUCAGCAAGAUGACGUUUUGAGGACAAUGUUUCAAAAAAAUCCCAUAGUGGCCGCACUGGGCGCUAACAUGAAUCCUUUGCUGUCAGGGGCCAAUACUGACGAGGUGAUCUUCAUAUGAGUGCCCCAGAAACGUUUGUAGACACAAAGAAGGUUUCUGAAUGUAUAUUAUUUUGUAUUGAGAUUUGUUUGAAUCUUUGUUUAUUUGUAUUUUAUUUUGUGGACCGUUAAAAAGCGCUGUCUUUGUUCUAUAGAGUUACAAAGUAUGUGCACCUGUUGCCAAAUGUAUUCUUUGCAAAAUGUCAUUUUAUUAUCUAAAUUAGUACAAUUAUUUUAAAGGGGGUAUCAAGCUUUAAGUCGUGCAGUAUGGAAGGAUACACUUGCAUGCACUAUCAAAAACACAGCCAUGUGUGGGCUAAAGACUUGCUGUAAUACUGUUUUCUUCUAAUGGCUACAUGCAAUCCUCAGACUGUUCAACAAUGGGGUUUUUUUUUACCUGCUUUUUUCUCUUUAAUGUGCACAUACAUUCUUCAUAGAGGUCAAGCCUGUUUUUGGCCAUUUGUUUUUUUUAUGCCGUGACUUGGCUAUUGCUCUAGUAUUCACUUAGCAGUGUUCUUUUGUCCACUUCCAUUUUUAAUCUAUGGAUCUGGUCUGGUCCUGUCAGCAUGGUCAUAUAUCAGCAGGUGAGUAGGGAAUUGGCAUUUUCAACAGAAAAGCAACCACACACAUGAUUGAUACCGCUUUAUCCAAUUUGUUUGACCUGAUUUAUCAUAAUUUAACUGAAUUGUAUAAAGUACAGAGAAGUGCUUGGGUAGUUAAAAUUAUUUUUAAAUUGCCAGGGACUGAAAUGCCUUUGAAUUACAAACGGUAUGACUUGAAUUAUUAAUUGGUUCCAAAAAUCCCUCAAGUGCUAUAACGUAAUGUGGUGAGGAUAAUGAUUUCACUGUGACAGUGAAGAACCCUAAUUUAAAAAAAAAAAUUGUGACAAUGGCAAUGCAUAACCAAAGCAGAUUGAAAGGUGAGAUAAUAUGUAUAGAUGCAUGCUUCUCAGCAGAUAUUCUCGUGAUGGCUAGGUUAGGUGGCUCCUCGGUUAUGCAAAUUGGUUUUAACACGUUACCUAUACGUUAACUAUAGUUGCUUAAAUAAGGGUAACUUGUAUUAUUGUUAUUAUUAUGUUAAUAUGAUUUUCUGAAGAUGUUUGCUUUGUGCUGCUUACUGUAGUGUAUAGUCUACUUCAGAUAACUGCAAUAUGUUUAUUUAUCGAGAGAGUUUAGUUUGUUCCUUCAUUUUUAAGAUAAAUAAAGAAACCCCUGUUGUAUUUAUAUUUUAAUCAUUUUGAAAAAUUGAAGCUUCAUGUAUUAAUAUAUUGUUUUGAAAUUCCAGUUAAUGCUCAAUAAAACAAUCACUACUUUAUUUACUCUUUAUUCCCUUUAUUCAUGGUGAUAUUUUGAUCCCUGUUUAACUUUACAACAGAAAAAUUAGGAUGAUUGGACAAAAUACUGUAUCCGACAAAGUCAUACUUAUCCCAACUAACAAAUACAACAAACUGAAGCCAAUUCGACUCUUUGAUAACCGUGUGGUCCAACCAAAGCUUUGUCACAGGGACCUCGUAUCACUAUCAACUGAGUACGCUCAAUAAAACAAGUCCCAUCAGUCAUGAAAACCGAUGUGAUCUGUAUUAUUUCAAUGGAUAGUAAUUGUCUACAUCUUUAAAAAUAACAGGAUUCGUGCUUGGCUGGCCUCAGCUCAUGGAAAGUAACCUUGAUAACCAUCUAACUGCUUUUUUUUUUCUCAUCACACUAGCUGUUGAAAAAACUGCCAAGGUAGCAUUAUUGACACACUU